UGGAGGUCACCCCAAGGGCUGACAAAAUGCCUUAAGUUUUUUAAGCCAAUCAGAUCAAGUCCUAGAUCCAAAACUUGAGGCAUUCAGCCUCCGGAUGAGCCCAGAUAUACACCAUCGCACAUACUACACAUCUUUCACUUUGCAUUCGUCGUAGCACCCAUUGAGCAGUAACACGAGUCGGACGCUCGGAGGGUUCAAUGUAUCAUCUUCGGAGGCCUUCUACAGAUUUCGUAUAUUUAGAAGAUGAGGCCUUCCCCGGGGUUAUCGUAUUUAAGACCGUUUAGCGCGGGAAAUAGUCUACAGUUGCAGCGGGAGCCACGGAAAUAGCCUCAUGUCGAUCCAGAAGGCAAGUAUAUAAAAGCUCAAAAAUGAAGCAAAAUUCCUUAGGGUUCGUUCCAGUAGAAGUCUUUGAGACAAAGGGUUAAAUCUACCAUAAAUCCGCAUAAUCCUAUUCAAUCCCCAAAGGGAGAAAAACGAAAAAAAAAAAAAAAACUUACCGGACCAACUCAAAGUUAUCAGCAAUAAAAAAGUACUGGUAAUAAUGUCUACUUACGACAGAAACACCGAAGGCCUUGCGCUUGUACACCAAUUUGCCGACGAGGUGAAGGGGAGAACUUUCCUCCUGACCGGACCGAGCCCGGGCGGCAUUGGUGCUGAAACAGUUAUUUCGCUUGCUGCAGAGUCUCCCGCUCUGCUGAUUCUAGUCGGGCGCUCUCCGGAGAAGGUACAGACUGUCAUUGACUCCAUCAAAAAUGUCAAUCCUAGCGUGAAGACCAAGUUCGUCCAAGCCGACCUCUCCUCAAUCAAGAGCGUCCGGAAGGCAGCGCAGACCAUCCUCGACGACCCUGAGAUCGCCAAGAUCGACGUCGUGAUCAACAACGCAGCCGUGAUGGCAACCCCCUUCGAGCUGACGGAAGACAAGAUAGAGCUGCAGCUUCACGCCAACCACCUGGGUCAUUUCAUCCUGACCAACAAGAUCGCACCCAAGGUCGUGGCCGCCGGCCCCGGCGCGCGCAUAGUCAACCUCUCGAGUUCCGGGCACAGGUACGCGGGCGUGCGGUUCGAGGACCCGAACUUCACGGAGCCGGGCUCGUACAGCGAGUUCACGUCUUACGGACAGUCCAAGAGCGCCAACAUCCUGUACGCGGUGGCCCUGAACAAGCGGCUCGCGGCGCGCGGCGUGCGCGCCUACGCCGUGCACCCCGGCAGCAUCCUGACGAACUUGCAGCACUACGUCAAGCAGAUGGACGGCGCGCGUCUGGCGGCGCUCAUGGACGAGGCGGCGCAGAAGGUCGCGGGGAAGACGCUUGCGGAGUACAGAGCAGCCGACCCGCACAAGACGUUGCAGCAGGGCUGCUCGACUACGCUCCGCGCGGCUUUGGAUCCCGAUCUGGUCGAGGAGGAGGGCGUCUUCCUGCAGGACACGAAACUGACGACCGAUCCUAAGGCUGUUAGGGACUGGGCUACGGACCCGGAGCUCGCGGAGAAGUUGUGGAAGUUGAGUGAGGAUUUGGUGGGUGAGAAGUUCGAUAUCUAAGUGGUUAUGUUAUUACCUACCUGAUAGAAUGUGAGUUUGUAUUAAUAUGGGUGUACGAAGGUCCGGGCCAAAAGUCUUGCACAUGCCAAGAUUUUAGUCGCGGGAACAUAACGUACACAAUUAUAAUAGCACUGUAUUGGCU
This is a messenger RNA of Daldinia caldariorum, 1679 nucleotides long. Its product is annotated as NAD(P)-binding protein. The transcript has 3 exons. The coding region runs from base 542 to 1537 and encodes 331 amino acids. Lineage: Eukaryota; Fungi; Ascomycota; Sordariomycetes; Xylariales; Hypoxylaceae. The record is from RefSeq and is a predicted model, not a curated record.